GCUUUAGCGGUUUCGUUGUUUACAAGUACGACGACUGUUCCUACAACUGCUCGAGUUCGCUAUGGGAUGUUGUACUUCAAAGCAAGAGCCUGGUUAUGAAAGAAUCCAAGGUAAAGAAGAACUUAACGAUCUUCCUGAAGAGGAAGUAGUCGCAGCAGCACAAGCUUUAAUGAGAAAAAAGUUGAAGAAUUGGCAAGAGGAAGAAGUCAAAAUUGGCGUCACUGGGUCACCAGGAGCCGGGAAAUCAAGCUUUAUUAACGCUUUUAGAGGGAUUGAUGACAACGACGAGAGAGCUGCGAAAACAGGCACUGUGGGAACACAAUCUGAAUCUGUUUAUUACCCUCAUCCAGAUUACCCGAAGAUGAUAUUGGUGGAUCUAUCCCAAAACAGCACGCCACCCUGUCUUGACCUAUUCCAGUCGUGCGAUUUUUUUUUUAUUUUAAGUGCAACAAGGUUCAGAAAAGAUAACUCCGACACAGCGAAGGAUAUCGAGUCAAUGGGAAAAUCUUUCUUUUUGGUGCGUACGAAAGUGGACUUGGAUGAGGAGAACGAAACGAAAAGAAAAACACGUGAUAUGGAAGACGUGAUAAAAGAAAUUCGGGAUGAGUGUCGUGAAAAUUUAAAGAAGGACGGCAUUAGCAUUAAUGAAGACGAGAUCUUUCUUGUAAGCAACCACUACAAAGAAAAAUGGGAUUUCAGACUCCUGAUAGACGUCAUCAUGAAAAAGAUGCCUACUCUUCAAAAAGAGAAAUUAACGUUGUCAGUGAAGAUCAGAUCGAAGAAUAUCGUGAGCAUGAAAGUUAAGAAUUGGCGAGGUUGGCUAUGCAUAAUGAAGUUCCUUCCCGCUAUUAUCUUAUUUCCGUUUGAUCUUAUUACGUUCGGUUGCAUUUCGGAGUGGUUAAGCACGAAACUAUAUAUUGCGUUGAUCAGAUUCUACAGAUCUAGUCUCGGGCUUCCAGAGGAAAAUUCCGAGGAAUAUAUGAAAAUGAAACAAGAAUUUAAAGAAAGAAUGACCCAAAUUUAUACAAAGAAGAAAAAGCCUUGUCAAAAAAUAUCAAGUUGUUGUUGUUGUUGUUGUUUCUGCUGUGCAUGGUGUAGAACCGGUGAUGCUCUGGACGAAAUCUUAACGGAAAUUGAAAAUUUUUCAAACGAAAUACUGGAUGAAGCUGCCAUCGGGGAAGAGGAAAUAAGUGAAGAAGAAGGUCGUGUGGAGCGUACUGAUGAAAUAGUAUAAAACUUAUCACCUGCAAGUCAUUUAGUAAAAUAGGCCAUGAAAAGUGUUAAAAUGUGUAGGAGAAAUAUGAAUGUUCUCAAACAAAAAAUUAAUGUUUGAAAAUAAUUCAGAUCAUGGCUCAUAUUUAGAAAUCAAACGAAUUUAUUUACUGCAGAAUGCAGCACGUAUAUACUUCAGAAUAAACAGCACAGUUUUUUUGUAAUUAACUACACAUAAAGCUACAGCACGCAGAAGUGGAUUUAGCCUAGAUCUCAUGUGCUUCAAUUACCAGCGAUGGUCAUUGUCGGUGAUCACUGACUAAUGUUGUGCUUUAUUAUUAUGGACAUGCUUUAUUUAUAGCAUUCAUACCAAAUUUUGCAUGUUAAUUGUUUUACCUAAUCAACAUACUGUAAAGACUUGCUGCAAAGUUAAGGCGAACAUCGAUACAAAUUUUUAAACAAUAAGUUGUUUGCAUGUCUUUAAAUUGUUCUUAUGCCUUGGAAAUUAGAUAUACUUGAAUUUACGGCACAUUAUUAUUAGACAUUCUUUGACCGAAAUGCCAGAGAUAUUCAUCAUUAUCAAUAUAAGUCUACUAAAGACAAAUGCAGUAGGUAUCAUAAACCUGUCAAUUAGAAUUUAUUGUGUCAAUCACUGAUUGAUGAUUUCGCGCGAUUUACACACAAAAAAACGGUGUAAAAAUUGGGUGACUGCAGUCCC
Dendronephthya gigantea is the source of this 1930-nucleotide messenger RNA. RefSeq names its product interferon-inducible GTPase 1-like. Gene Ontology annotation, molecular function: GTP binding. The transcript has 3 exons. Gene Ontology annotation, cellular component: membrane. NCBI's taxonomy places the organism in Eukaryota, Metazoa, Cnidaria, Anthozoa, Malacalcyonacea, Nephtheidae. The record is from RefSeq and is a predicted model, not a curated record. Bases 62 to 1234 code for a protein of 390 amino acids.